AUGGAUGUUCUUGACCAAACUUCGGCUCAAUUCGAGUUCGCUACUUUCAACAGUAUCAAGGUCGGCGCCCAGGGCAACGGGUCGAGCAAAGCUCCCUUUCUUUUCAUCGUCAAGACCCCUACCUCCGGCGCACUAUCCCGCUCAACUACCCGAAGCGCUGCUGCGAGCAUCAACAGCCACGCCCAGCGGUGGGCUCAGGAGGCAGCCUCUUCCAAGGCAGUCGGCGGCGGUAGUGGCACUCAACGCCAGACGGAUACACUGGCCUUUGAGAAAUGUUUGAUGAGGUGCAGAGUGUCUCGAUUACUGGAUGACCCAAGCAAACCGUCGAAGGGAAGGCGCUCAGCAAGUGCGAGGCAAACCAGUCAGAUCGCAACAAAACGAGUCAAGAAGUCGAAACGAGCAACUUCCGAGAGCCGCAGUGUGGCGACUGACAAGUCUCUCUCAACAAGCCCAGAACCUGAGUCUCGACGACAACAUGAUUCCAGUGAGGAUGAGUGUCUCGAUAAUGACGCGAUUCAACAACUGCUGGGCACUUCUCCUAGUCCUCGACAGACAUCUGCCGUUGACCCCUUUGAUUGCACGGCUGGCACGAUAGACAGCGACAUAUUACCUAUCCUCCAAUAUUAUCUCUCUUUUGCUCUUCUCUCGACACCUCGAGGCGACGACGGCCAGAAACCUCCAGACGCUGUAUUUGUCCAGCACUUUUCCAGCAUCGAUGCCAUCAUCCAAGGGUGUAUGAGGAAGAGUGUACACAUGUACGCCCUCUUAGCUGCCACGGCUAGUCGCAUGAGAAGAGUCUCGGGCAUAUCCUUUCGUGCGGACAACGGACCCGAACUGUACCUCCACAAAGCUCUUCAAUGCCUGCGAUUGCUGCUCGACAGCCAGUCGGCGGCCGAGGACCGUCAGAUCAUCCUUGACAUCUAUUAUCUAAGCGUAUGCGGGUGGUAUAUGGAGAACUAUGGGGAGUCGAAGACUCAUUUCAACAUCCUCAAACAUUUCUGGAAGACAUUGACUCCUGGGCAGUCCACACUCGAUCGGUACAUCUACAACAUGCUCAGUUACAAUGCAAUCUUCCUGGAAUCUGACGCCACGCAGUUGGAGGGAUCGGUGGUCACGCCUGAGCUCCUGUGCCCUCCCGCAGGAAGUGAAAAGAUGCACCAGUCUCUCGGCUGGCACCCCAACCGUAUUUAUUCGUCUCACCAGUGCUCGGCCUUUCCCGGAGCACUUGAACAGACCACAUACAGCCCUGACCUGAAAAAUGUGGUGCAGGAACUUCCCUCUCUUUUGCGGCUCUUUAACCAUUUCCACCACAAUCCCGACUUUAUCGGCCCGGAGACCGACUGGGUUCUCAGCAAGAGCAAAUUCCUGGUUCUUCGCCUGUUGGAGAUGCCCAGCUAUGGCGGCGAGCUGUGCUGUCGUCUGGCUUUGGUCUUGCUGCUCCGACAUAUCUCGCAAUCUACUCUAACAAAGUUCCAUUGCACCGAUGAAUCCAUCUACUCUUCCUCGGCGGCUGAAAAACGACCACCGAUCGAACCGGCCUCAAUCACGCAACGCCUGAAACACCAACUCCAAUUCGAAAUACUGCAGCCAUUGAACACAGUCGGUUCGGGUAUUGACACCGCGCUACGAUCCACCAGCGGCACCUGCGUAACCUGGACAGGCCGGUCCGAGCGCUUGCUGCUUUGGAUUCUGAUCACCGGACUCUUUGGGGCACGCAGCACGGAUCAAAAAGACGAAUACCAAUGGUUCUGGGACCGCACCGUGGCACUAAUUCAAGCCCUUGGCGUUAGGACCAUGAAGCUGUUGAAGGAGUUGAUGAAGUCCUUCGUUUGGGUCGAGGGGAUGCUUGACGAUCAAGCGUUAGAGAAGUUGUUUUGGUUGGGCUCGGUGUCCGAUGAAGGAGAUGAUGAAUGA
Fonsecaea erecta is the source of this 1914-nucleotide messenger RNA. RefSeq lists its product as hypothetical. The transcript has a single exon. The record is from RefSeq and is a predicted model, not a curated record. Bases 1 to 1914 code for a protein of 637 amino acids. Lineage: Eukaryota; Fungi; Ascomycota; Eurotiomycetes; Chaetothyriales; Herpotrichiellaceae.